AUGUCCUGCUGGCAAAGGGAAGAUUGUGUUGCGGGCCAGUAUCUGGAUCAGUCAACUGGCUGUCAAGCCUGUCCGGCAGAUCAAUGGAGUGCUGCAGCAAACGCAGCUUCUACCUGCACGGCAUGUCCAGCUGACAAAGAGAAGAUUGUGUUGCGGGCCAGUAUCUGGAUCAGUCAACUGGCUGUGCAAGCCUGUCCGGCAGAUCAAUGGAGUGCUGCAGCAAACGCAGCUUCUACCUGCACUGCAUGUCCAGCUGACAAAGAGGUAGCCUCUGGAGCAGGAACACAAGAAAGUGACUGCACAUGGAAAGAUUGUGUUGCGGGCCAGUAUCUGGAUCAGUCAAGUGGCUGUCAAGCCUGUCCGGCAGAUCAAUGGAGUUCUGCAGCAAACGCAGCUUCUACCUGCACGGCAUGUCCAGCUGACAAAGAGGUAGCCUCUGGAGCAGGAACACAAGAAAGUGACUGCACAUGGAAAGAUUGUGUUGCGGGCCAGUAUCUGGAUCAGUCAAGUGGCUGUCAAGCCUGUCCGGCAGAUCAAUGGAGUUUAGCAGCAAACGCAGCUUCUACCUGCACGGCAUGUCCAGCUGACAAAGAGGUAGCCUCUGGAUCAGGAACACAAGAAAGUGACUGCACAUGGAAAGAUUGUGUUGCGGGCCAGUAUCUGGAUCAGUCAAGUGGCUGUCAAGCCUGUCCGGCAGAUCAAUGGAGUUUAGCAGCAAACGCAGCUUCUACCUGCACGGCAUGUCCAGCUGACAAAGAGGUAGCCUCUGGAUCAGGAACACAAGAAAGUGACUGCACAUGGAAAGAUUGUGUUGCGGGCCAGUAUCUGGAUCAGUCAAGUGGCUGUCAAGCCUGUCCGGCAGAUCAAUGGAGUUUAGCAGCAAACGCAGCUUCUACCUGCACGGCAUGUCCAGCUGACAAAGAGGUAGCCUCUGGAUCAGGAACACAAGAAAGUGACUGCACAUGGAAAGAUUGUGUUGCGGGCCAGUAUCUGGAUCAGUCAAGUGGCUGUCAAGCCUGUCCGGCAGAUCAAUGGAGUUUAGCAGCAAACGCAGCUUCUACCUGCACGGCAUGUCCAGCUGACAAAGAGGUAGCCUCUGGAUCAGGAACACAAGAAAGUGACUGCACAUGGAAAGAUUGUGUUGCGGGCCAGUAUCUGGAUCAGUCAACUGGCUGUGAACCCUGUCCGGCAGAUCAAUGGAGUGUAGCAGCAAACGCAGCUUCUACCUGCACGGCAUGUCCAGCUGACAAAGAGGUAGCCUCUGGAGCAGGAACACAAGAAAGUGACUGCACAUGGAAAGAUUGUGUUGCGGGCCAGUAUCUGGAUCAGUCAAGUGGCUGUCAAGCCUGUCCGGCAGAUCAAUGGAGUUUAGCAGCAAACGCAGCUUCUACCUGCACGGCAUGUCCAGCUGACAAAGAGGUAGCCUCUGGAUCAGGAACACAAGAAAGUGACUGCACAUGGAAAGAUUGUGUUGCGGGCCAGUAUCUGGAUCAGUCAACUGGCUGUGCAGCCUGUCCGGCAGAUCAAUGGAGUGCUGCAGCAAACUCAGCUUCUACCUGCACUGCAUGUCCAGCUGACAAAGAGGUAGCCUCUGGAGCAGGAACACAAGAAAGUGACUGCACAUGGAAAGAUUGUGUUGCGGGCCAGUAUCUGGAUCAGUCAAGUGGCUGUCAAGCCUGUCCGGCAGAUCAAUGGAGUUUAGCAGCAAACGCAGCUUCUACCUGCACGGCAUGUCCAGCUGACAAAGAGGUAGCCUCUGGAUCAGGAACACAAGAAAGUGACUGCACAUGGAAAGAUUGUGUUGCGGGCCAGUAUCUGGAUCAGUCAAGUGGCUGUGCAAGCCUGUCCGGCAGAUCAAUGGAGUGCUAGCAGCAAACGCAGCUUCUACCUGCACGGCAUGUCCAGCUGACAAAGAGGUAGCCUCUGGAGCAGGAACACAAGAAAGUGACUGCACAUGGAAAGAUUGUGUUGCGGGCCAGUAUCUGGAUCAGUCAAGUGGCUGUCAAGCCUGUCCGGCAGAUCAAUGGAGUGCUAGCAGCAAACGCAGCUUCUACCUGCACGGCAUGUCCAGCUGACAAAGAGGUAGCCUCUGGAUCAGGAACACAAGAAAGUGACUGCACAUGGAAAGAUUGUGUUGCGGGCCAGUAUCUGGAUCAGUCAAGUGGCUGUCAAGCCUGUCCGGCAGAUCAAUGGAGUUUAGCAGCAAACGCAGCUUCUACCUGCACGGCAUGUCCAGCUGACAAAGAGGUAGCCUCUGGAGCAGGAACACAAGAAAGUGACUGCACAUGGAAAGAUUGUGUUGCGGGCCAGUAUCUGGAUCAGUCAAGUGGCUGUCAAGCCUGUCCGGCAGAUCAAUGGAGUUUAGCAGCAAACGCAGCUUCUACCUGCACGGCAUGUCCAGCUGACAAAGAGGUAGCCUCUGGAUCAGGAACACAAGAAAGUGACUGCACAUGGAAAGAUUGUGUUGCGGGCCAGUAUCUGGAUCAGACAAAUGGCUGUGCAGCCUGUCCGGCAGAUGAAUGGAGUGCUGCAGCAAACACAGCUGCUACCUGCACUGCCUGUCCAGCUGACAAAGGGGUAGCCUCUGGAGCAGGAACACAAGAAAGUGACUGCACAUGGAAAGAUUGUGUUGCGGGCCAGUAUCUGGAUCAGUCAACUGGCUGUGGACCCUGUCCGGCAGAUCAAUGGAGUGCUGCAGCAAACACAGCUGCUACCUGCACUGCAUGUCCAGCUGACAAAGGGGUAGCCUCUGGAGCAGGAACACAAGAAAGUGACUGCACAUGGAAAGAUUGUGUUGCGGGCCAGUAUCUGGAUCAGACAAAUGGCUGUGCAGCCUGUCCGGCAGAUGAAUGGAGUGCUGCAGCAAACACAGCUGAUACCUGCACUGCCUGUCCAGCUGGCAAAGGGGUAGCCUCUGGAGCAGGAACACAACAAAGUGACUGCACAUGGAAAGAUUGUGUUGCGGGCCAGUAUCUGGAUCAGUCAACUGGCUGUGCAGCCUGUCCGGCAGAUGAAUGGAGUGCUGCAGCAAACACAGCUGAUACCUGCACUGCCUGUCCAGCUGGCAAAGGGGUAGCCUCUGGAGCAGGAACACAACAAAGUGACUGCA
Bolinopsis microptera is the source of this 3109-nucleotide messenger RNA. Its product is annotated as furin-like protease 2. NCBI's taxonomy places the organism in Eukaryota, Metazoa, Ctenophora, Tentaculata, Lobata, Bolinopsidae. Gene Ontology annotation, cellular component: membrane. Gene Ontology annotation, molecular function: protein binding. Bases 1 to 1869 code for a protein of 622 amino acids. The transcript has 20 exons. The record is from RefSeq and is a predicted model, not a curated record.